This is a messenger RNA of Motacilla alba alba, 954 nucleotides long. Its product is annotated as endonuclease domain-containing 1 protein-like. Bases 22 to 849 code for a protein of 275 amino acids. Lineage: Eukaryota; Metazoa; Chordata; Aves; Passeriformes; Motacillidae. Gene Ontology annotation, molecular function: metal ion binding; nucleic acid binding; hydrolase activity. The transcript is spliced from 2 exons. The record is from RefSeq and is a predicted model, not a curated record.
CGUCACUGAAAUCCUCCCACCAUGCUGGGGCUGCUGCUGCUGCAGGUGUUGGCCAGCUGCCUCUGGCUGGGACACAGCGAGGUGGUGAAGUCCUUUGAAGAAUGUCCUCAGUUCUUCUAUGCGGAGACCACCCCAAAUGAUGCCCUGAAUCCAAAGAACCCAGCCUUGAUCUGUCAGCGUUUUAACAACUCAUAUCACUAUGCAACGCUGUACGACAGAGACAGGAGAAUUCCAGUGUACUCUGCUUAUAAAUACCAGCCUGGAGAUGCCAAGAAACCUCCAGAGUGGUGGAUGGUUGAGCCCCAGCUCAUAGAUAAAAAUAGUAUUCCAGACAUGGAAAGGGAUUGGAUCCUCAUAGAACAAAAAAAGUUCACCUCAGACCAAAUCAAAGAGAGCCAGGCUGUCCAUAAUGACUACAAAGGACUGAAGGGUUUGGACCGUGGCCAUUUGAGCCCCAGUGGACAUCAGUUCAGUAGAGAGAGCAUGAUGGCUACCUUCACCCUCACCAACGUAGUGCCCCAGGACAGAAGUCUCAACAAGGGCGAGUGGAAUGCCUAUGAGCUAAAAACGAUGUCCAAAAAGACCAAGGGCUGUAAAACCACCUACGUGAUCACGGGUGCUGUGCCUGGGAACACCUACAUUGCUGAAGAGAGGGUUAACAGACCCAGCCACAUCUGGUCAGCAGCCUGCUGCCUGGGGGACGAAGAGCCCAAAGAUGCUUGGGGGGCCAUUGCUGAGAACAACAAGAAUGAGGUGGAGGAGCUCAGCCUGAAGGAGCUGGAGAAGAGGCUGACUGAGCUCUACGGUGGAACGGUUACUCUGUUCAGCUCUGCCUGUCCCCGGAAAUAAGCCUCACAUCCUCACUGGAAUUCACUUGGUGCCUUUUCCCACAUGUCACAGAAUGACAGAAUGGGUUGGUUUUGAUGGGACCUUCAAGCCCUAAAGAUCAUCUCA